This is a messenger RNA of Copidosoma floridanum, 3662 nucleotides long. RefSeq names its product ATP-dependent RNA helicase l(1)G0007. Gene Ontology annotation, cellular component: intracellular anatomical structure. The record is from RefSeq and is a predicted model, not a curated record. Gene Ontology annotation, molecular function: 3'-5' RNA helicase activity; ATP hydrolysis activity; ATP binding. Lineage: Eukaryota; Metazoa; Arthropoda; Insecta; Hymenoptera; Encyrtidae.
UUUAUUAUGAUUUAUGCAACUGAUAUUAUACGCAGUUAAGUAGCGUAACAAAUUAAAGCUUGUGUACAUCCGAGUGGAAUUGGAUGUUUUGUCGCACUUUGUUAGUGAAAUAGUAAAAUAAAAUCAAGUGGUUUCUCAACUGUGUUUGCAUAAUUUGUACUAAAAAAGGUUAAAAAAACUAAUGACAGUUGGUGUAGCCGUACCACACAAGUGGAUCUAAACAUAACAUGGAAGAUACGGAAUUGUAUAGAUUAGAAGGUACAAUUGAUAAUGAGGUUGGUGGUUUGGUCAUCACAAAAAAGCCGUCGGAUCACACGUUCAAGAAACCGCAGACUUCCAUACUUGGUCUGGAUAAAUUGGCAGAAAGAAAGCGCCGGGAGAACUCUUUGGAGCCUAAUAAUCUCAAAAAGUCCUCAGACUCUCAAAAUUACAAAGAAAGAAGAUACAGGAGCUAUGCUGAAGAGACUCCCACUCAUACAGGUGGAGUUGAUACACCUACCAGAGAGAAGAUGGAAGCUAGGCUGAAACGUCAGCGGCUGGAUAAACAUUCUAAGGACAAAGAUAAGGAUAGAAGGAGAAAUUCUAGCAGAGAAAAAGGUCACGAUAGAAGUAGAGAUAGGGAUAGAAAUCACUACAGAGACAGGGGAGAUAGAAGUAGCCGCAGAGAUUGGACCCCAAGAUUUUCUGAUGAGCCUCAAACUCCUAAGUAUUAUAAACUGAGGGAUCCAACUUCAAAGUCUAGCUGGGAUGAUGAAGAUGAUAGUGAUACUCCAAGGAGGAGGUCAACUUGGGACUAUCCUACUCCAAAUAUUUAUUCCAAUAGGGAUCCAAGGGAUACAAGCAUAAGAAGUGAAUUCACUCCUUCUUACAAGUUUAAUUCUUGGGCCAAGGAGAGAAAGACCUCUGGAGCUACUCCCAUGAUUGAUGGUGAAGAAAGAGAACUAUGGGAGCAGGAGCAAAAAAGACUCGAUCGUGAAUGGUAUGGGCUAGGUGAUGAUGAUUCCAAACAUUUUGAAGAUGUAUCUGAGGAGUAUUUGCAGAAGAAGGAAGCAGAAUUGGAAGCUAAAAAACGUAAAAGAAUGUCUGCACAGCAACGUCAAAUAAAUAAAGAUAACGAGUUGUGGGAGAGAAACCGAAUGUUAACAUCCGGUGUUGUCAGUUCACUGGACCAUGACGAUGACGUUGACGAUGAAGCAGAAGCUAGAGUUCAUCUUUUGGUGCACAAUGUCAUACCACCGUUUUUGGAUGGACGCAUUGUAUUUACAAAACAACCAGAGCCAGUGAUACCAGUCCGAGAUCCAACAUCUCCGAUGGCUCAGGUUUCCAGGAAGGGCUCAGCUUUGGUGAAAGCUUACCGAGAACAAAAGGAACGGAAACGGGCGCAAAAAAAGCACUGGGAACUUGCAGGGACAAAUCUUGGCAAUAUUAUGGGCGUGCAAGAUGCUCGUAAAAACGACCGUGAAAAACCUGACCAAGAAACAGACUUCAAAGCUGGCCAGAAGUACGCCAACUUUAUCUCCGACGACGGCAAGGUAACAGAGGGAAAGUUCCGAAAGAUACAAGAGUCGAGGCGACGAUUGCCCGUCUUUGCGGUCAGAGAAGAACUUUUAAACGUCAUCCGCGAAAAUAGUGUUGUAAUAAUCGUUGGUGAGACCGGUAGCGGUAAAACCACUCAAUUGACGCAGUACCUCCAUGAGGAGGGAUACACGACAAAUGGUAUGAUCGGUUGCACUCAGCCCAGAAGAGUGGCUGCCAUGUCCGUAGCCAAGAGGGUGUCCGAUGAAAUGGACUCAACCCUAGGAGAAAAAGUUGGCUACGCCAUUCGAUUCGAAGACUGCACGUCCAAGGAAACCGUUAUCAAGUACAUGACUGACGGAAUCUUGCUUCGAGAGAGCUUGCGCGAGGGUGACCUCGAUCGCUACAGCGUCGUCAUCAUGGACGAAGCUCACGAACGUUCUCUCUCCACUGACGUGUUAUUUGGCUUGCUCAGAGAAGUCGUAUCUCGACGCCAUGAUCUCAAACUCAUCGUCACCUCGGCCACGAUGGACUCGGACAAGUUCUCGUCGUUUUUCGGAAACGCUGCCACGUUUAUCAUUCCCGGGCGUACCUUUCCCGUUGACAAAGUUUUUUUCAAAAAUCACGUCGAAGAUUACGUAGAGACGGCUGUCAAGCAGGUAAUGACGAUCCAUUUGCAGCACCGCAUGGGUGACGUCCUGGUGUUCAUGCCCGGUCAAGAAGACAUUGAGGUGACCUGCGAAGUUCUCAAAGAACGCUUGAAUGAAAUCGAAGGCGCGGCACCUCUUUCCAUACUGCCGAUUUACUCACAGCUGCCCUCCGAUCUACAGGCUAAGAUUUUCCAACAGGCAAAAGAAGGCCUGCGCAAGUGCGUCGUGGCCACCAACAUUGCCGAGACUUCGCUCACCGUCGACGGCAUUGUCUUUGUCGUCGACUCUGGCUACUGCAAGCUUAAAGUCUACAAUCCGAGGAUUGGUAUGGACGCACUGCAGAUAUACCCUGUAUCUCAAGCAAACGCAAACCAGAGGGCUGGUCGUGCCGGACGUACAGGGCCAGGCCAGUGCUUCCGUCUCUACACCGAGCGCCAAUACAUGGACGAAUUACUUCCAACUGGAGUGCCUGAAAUCCAGCGUACAAAUCUGGCCAACACAGUAUUGUUAUUGAAAUCACUAGGCGUUCAAGAUCUGCUGGCCUUCCACUUCAUGGAUCCACCACCUCAAGACAAUAUUCUCAACUCGCUUUACCAACUGUGGAUCCUUGGUGCUUUGGACAACACCGGGCGUCUCACGACGCUCGGUAGACAGAUGGCCGAGUUCCCGCUUGAUCCACCCCAGUGUCAGAUGCUGAUUACUGCCUCGAAUCUUGGCUGUACCUCUGAAAUAUUAAUCAUAGUAUCUAUGCUAUCGGUACCGUCCAUAUUUUACCGACCUAAGGGGCGCGAGGAGGACUCGGAUUCCGCUAGAGAAAAGUUUCAGGUACCUGAAUCUGAUCAUCUAACUUUCUUGAACGUUUACAACCAGUGGAAGACAAAUGGGUACAGUAGCAGCUGGUGCACUGAUCAUUUCAUUCACGCCAAGGCAAUGAGAAAGGUCCGAGAAGUACGUCAACAACUGGAAGAAAUCCUGAAACAACAGAAAAUGGAAGUGACAAGCUGUGGUACAGACUGGGACAUUGUCCGCAAAUGCAUCUGUUCGGCCUAUUUCCAUCAAGCCGCACGUCUCAAGGGUAUAGGAGAGUAUGUCAAUCUUCGAACUGGCAUGCCCUGCUCUCUGCAUCCUACUUCAGCCCUCUUUGGCAUGGGUUUCACUCCAGAUUACGUUGUGUACCAUGAGCUCGUGAUGACGGCCAAAGAAUACAUGCAGUGCGUCACUGCAGUAGACGGCUACUGGCUUGCCGAACUUGGACCAAUGUUCUUCAGUGUCAAGGAAACGGGUAAAAACGGCCGAUCGAAGAAACAAGCGCUUCAGCACCUCAACGAGAUGGAAAGCCAAAUGAAGGAAGCCGAGUCGGAAAUCAAAGCGCGUGCACAAGAACAAUUAGAGCGCGAACAGGCAUCGGUUAGAAGACAAGAAAUAUUGACUCCGGGUGUGAGAGAGCCUGGGACCCCAGCGUCGUAUCGGAAAACUCCGAGAACCUUGGGGUUGUAA